AUGAAUUUGAAUUCAGGAUUUUUUGCUGCUUACUAUUAUCGUCGUAAACAACCAACGGCUGAAUAUCGUGUACCAUUAAAUAGUCAACAACAUCGACAUACAUCACUUUCAAGAAGUGCACAAUCAUUAAUUGAUAUGACAAAUGGUAGCGAUUCAUUUUUACCAUCAAUACCUACAGCUAGAGAUAGUAAUGCUGGUCAUAGACCAUAUCGUCGUAAUGAUUUUGCUAAUAAUAAUUUAUUUAUUGCUAAACAUAAAUUAGCACGACUUUUUCUUGAUCAACCAACAACAAAUAUUCAAUCAACAAAUGAUCUUGUUCAUUUAUUUGAUCCAUAUGAAUCACAACAAAAAAAUCGUAGAAAAAAUAAAAAUAAACGAAAAGAAAAUAAAUUAGAUAAUAAACCAAUUUCAACAUUUAAUCAAGAUGUUCAUUUAUCUGUUAUCAAUCUUGGUAUGAAACCUUCAUUACCAUCAUUACAAUCUCAUGAGCCACUUUCUACAAUAUCAUAUCGUCAGUCAUAUCCAAUUAAUUUUCAAACAAGAGCACCUCGACCAUCAAUUGCAUGGGUUAAUCCAGUAAUGAUGGAACAUUUUCAAUCAACAUCAAAUUAUUUAUUUAGAAAUAAUUUUCAAUCAAAUACAAUUAUUAAUGAAUUACUUGAUAACAAAUCUGAUGUCAUGAAUAAUACAAUUAAUCCUUUGGAUUCAUCUGUAUUAUAUGUCAAAUCAAUUAUAACCGUUCCUAAGCAUAAACAAGAUUGA
Molecule: messenger RNA, 762 nt
Organism: Rotaria sp. Silwood1
Lineage: Eukaryota; Metazoa; Rotifera; Eurotatoria; Philodinida; Philodinidae
Source: the annotation of a GenBank genome assembly